Molecule: messenger RNA, 471 nt
Organism: Rotaria sp. Silwood2
Lineage: Eukaryota; Metazoa; Rotifera; Eurotatoria; Philodinida; Philodinidae
Source: the annotation of a GenBank genome assembly
AUGCCGAGGCAAAAGUGUUGUCAACAUCCGACUAGACAUGGAAAUUCCGUAGUUGUUGCAAAGGGAAAUACACCUGUCUCCUUGGAAUUAGCGAAAUUUUUACAGAAUCAGUAUGAUCUUUCUGGUAGUUAUAUUCGAUGGCUCUGUGUCAACUGUUGUACGUUGGAAACAAAGACAAUGAGAAGUUAUCGAUCAAUUGAAGAGGCGGAAGAGCAAAGUUCUAGUAACAACGAAUCAGCAUCAGAGAAUUCAAGCAACAAUGACGAUGAAGAAGAUGAAUCUGAAGAUUCAUGUGAAACGGAUGAUGAUGAGAGCAACAAGUCUAUAGACGAUGAUGACGAUGGUCCUGAGCCUAUGGAUGAUGAUUCAGUGAAUGGUGAAGAUGAUUUAAUUUUUCAGCAAGGUCAAGCUUUUGAGAAGCUCACCAAUAUAUUCCAACUUCUAAACAUUUGUUCAAUUCAUGACAAGUAA